UGAAAUGGAUUGGAUCUAAAUUAUCAAAACCGGUUGAAAAACAAUUAAACCAGUUUAAAACUAAACUAGUUAUUAACACCAUCCAUAAAAAAAAAAACCACAAACAAUUGAACCUCGUAACAAAAAAGAGAAGAAGAAAUUGAUGCUUCAAUCGCCGCCGUCGUGCAACUUUUUAGCACCAUCCACAUACUCUGUCGCCGCCGUCGUGCAAAGAGUUUCUAUCGCCGUCGUCAUCAAAGCUUUUGUUGUCAUCUCUGUAGCAAACCUUAUGUCAUCGCAACGCUGCCGAAUCAAAACCCCAAUCCCUUCAAUUGGGAAUCUCAAACAGCAUCAAUUUUCCUGGGAAAUUGUUGUUGGGCGAAAGCGGUGGUAGAGAAAUCCAAGAGUGUAUUGCAAGCGGAGAUAAAAACUUUUCUAUUGGGACUCUCCAAAAAUACUCUGUUCAGUUUGUUCUGUUCUGCUAACGCAUGCUACCGGCGGUUGAGGGAGAAAGUGAAAAAAUGUCGCCCUUUUCUGGGUUGGAUGAACUGAUGUGCUAUUACCUGUUGGGUUUAACAAGAGUUUUGAGUUUUUCUAGAACGGUUCGGAACACACUCAAUAUGAUCACGCUCUUAGUUCCGUUGCUGCUAUCACUCGCGUUGCCAAAUGUUCUGGCUUGGGGAAAAGAUGGUCACUAUGCAAUUUGUAAAAUUUCACAGGAGUAUCUUAGUGAAGAUGCUCUAUUUGCAGUCAAACAAUUACUUCCAGAUUCUGCUCAAGCUGAUCUUGCUUCAGUUUGCUCUUGGCCUGAUGAGAUUCGCCAUAAUUACCAUUAUCGUUGGAGUAGUCCUUUACAUUAUAUUGAUACACCAGAUUUCAAAUGUAACUAUCAAUAUUGCAGAGACUGUCAUGAUUCUUAUGGACAUAAGCAUAGAUGCGUUACUGGAGCAAUAUACAAUUAUACAAUGCAAUUAAAAUUAGCUAACGCCGAUGCUUCAUCUGAAUUAAAAUAUAACUUGACAGAGGCACUUAUGUUCUUGUCACAUUUUGUUGGAGAUGUUCAUCAGCCCCUACAUGUUGGUUUUACUGGAGACCUAGGUGGAAACUCAAUAACAGUUCGUUGGUACAGGAGGAAAACAAAUCUUCAUCACGUAUGGGAUAACAUGAUUAUUGAGUCUGCUCUGAAAAAGUUCUAUGGUUCAGAUCUUUCAACUAUGAUACAGGCUAUUCAAAGGAAUAUUAGUGAUAUUUGGUCAAAUGAUGUAUCUAUUUGGGAACAUUGUGCACACAACCACACAGCAUGUCCAGACCGGUAUGCUUCUGAGAGUAUUAGCUUGGCAUGCAAGUUUGCGUAUAAGAAUGCUACACCGGGAAGCACUUUGGAAGAUGACUACUUCCUUUCUCGGUUGCCUAUUGUGGAGAAAAGGCUGGCUCAAGGUGGUGUGCGACUUGCAGCUAUCCUCAACCACAUUUUCACUCCGAAGACCAGAAUAGCUCAAGCUUAAAACUAAUAUAUAUCAGUAGUGUAUAUAUUUAAAGAUGACUGUUUCUUCCUUCCUUAACCCACUGGAUCUCAGCGAAAGAGGCCAUUUUAAUAUGAAAUUCGACUAGGUAAGUAAAGUCUAACAACUUUUGCAAAAAAGAUCCAAAUUGUUUAAAAUAAGAUUUGAACUCAAAAUUUUCCAAUGAUUCGUCCUUAA
Molecule: messenger RNA, 1679 nt
Organism: Medicago truncatula (barrel medic)
Lineage: Eukaryota; Viridiplantae; Streptophyta; Magnoliopsida; Fabales; Fabaceae
Product: endonuclease 4
Exons: 11
Coding region: 468-1484 (338 amino acids)
Biological process (GO): DNA catabolic process
Molecular function (GO): nucleic acid binding; endonuclease activity
Source: RefSeq, a predicted model, not a curated record